CCUCGGUGACGCCCGAGAUAAAAACUAUAAAUACUCUUACACCACAUUUUUUAAACGCUUCAUUCUCUCACCAGACUCAUAAUAGUCAAUCUGUGAGAGUGUUAAAACAGCAAACCCGCCUCCUUUACUCUUCAGACAAAAUUUCCAUCUAGAAAUGCGUGAGUGUAUCUCGAUCCACGUUGGGCAGGCUGGUGUCCAGAUUGGCAAUGCCUGCUGGGAGCUCUAUUGUCUUGAGCAUGGUAUUCAGCCGGAUGGGCAGAUGCCCAGUGACAAGACCAUCGGUGGAGGUGACGAUUCCUUCAACACCUUUUUCAGUGAGACUGGAGCUGGAAAGCACGUCCCCAGAGCUGUGUUUGUAGACCUAGAGCCCACUGUCAUUGAUGAGGUGCGCUCUGGGACUUACCGCCAGCUGUUCCACCCUGAGCAGCUCAUAACAGGAAAGGAGGAUGCUGCCAAUAACUAUGCCCGUGGUCACUACACUAUUGGCAAGGAGCUCAUUGAUCUUGUGUUGGACAGAAUUCGCAAACUGGCUGAUCAGUGCACAGGCCUCCAGGGUUUCUUGGUCUUCCACAGCUUUGGUGGUGGAACCGGUUCUGGCUUCACCUCUCUGCUGAUGGAGCGCCUAUCUGUUGACUAUGGCAAGAAGUCUAAGUUGGAGUUCUCCAUCUACCCCGCUCCUCAGGUCUCCACGGCUGUGGUAGAGCCCUACAACUCUAUCCUGACCACCCACACCACCCUAGAGCACUCUGACUGUGCCUUCAUGGUAGACAAUGAGGCCAUUUAUGACAUUUGUCGUAGGAACCUUGAUAUCGAGCGUCCUUCCUACACCAACCUCAACAGGCUUAUUAGUCAGAUUGUGUCCUCCAUCACAGCCUCCCUCAGGUUUGAUGGUGCCCUCAAUGUCGAUCUCACAGAGUUCCAGACCAACUUAGUGCCCUAUCCUCGUAUCCACUUCCCACUGGCUACCUACGCCCCUGUCAUCUCAGCAGAGAAGGCUUACCAUGAGCAGCUCUCUGUAUCAGAAAUAACUAAUGCUUGCUUUGAGCCAGCCAAUCAGAUGGUAAAAUGUGACCCACGCCAUGGCAAGUACAUGGCUUGCUGCCUGUUGUACCGCGGUGAUGUAGUGCCCAAAGAUGUGAAUGCUGCGAUUGCCUCCAUCAAGACCAAGCGUACCAUCCAGUUUGUUGACUGGUGCCCCACUGGUUUCAAGGUUGGCAUCAACUACCAGCCCCCCACUGUGGUUCCAGGUGGAGAUCUGGCUAAGAUGCAGAGGGCUGUGUGCAUGCUGAGCAACACUACAGCUAUUGCUGAGGCCUGGGCACGUCUUGAUCAUAAGUUUGAUCUUAUGUAUGCCAAGCGUGCCUUUGUGCACUGGUAUGUGGGUGAGGGUAUGGAGGAGGGCGAGUUCUCUGAGGCCAGAGAGGACAUGGCCGCCCUUGAGAAAGAUUAUGAGGAGGUUGGAGCUGAGAGUGUGGAAGGGGAGGAUGAGGGUGAAGAAUAUUAAUUUCUCUUUCACUUCCAGCUAUUUCCUGUGUGUCAUUUUUGUGUGUUCUUUCUCACUUUUCCAGUGCUUAUCUUGCUGAAAGGUCAAUUCUCCUUUAUUUAAUGGUUACGAAUGAAGUUUGUAAUGCUUGUAAAAAUAUUUUCUAAUUUUCAGUUUGAUCUGUUACAUGACUCACCAUUUUUCCUAAAAUAGCACGGUGAUCACCAUAUAGGGUGCUUCUCAUUUCUUCUUUUUUUUUUUUUCUUUUCUUUUCUUUGGAUUUUCUCCCUUUUUCUCUCCAAUUUGGCAUGCCCAAUUCUCAAUGCGCUCUAGGUCCUCGUGGUGGCAUAGUGACUCGCCUCAAUCCGGGUGGUGGAGGAUGAAUCUCAGUUGCCUUUGCGUCUGAGACAGUCAAUCCACGUGCAUCCUAUAACGUGGCUUGUUGAGCGCAUUACUGCAGAGACCUAGUGCGUGUGGAGGCUCACGCCAAUCCCCACGGCAUCCACGCACAACUCACCACGCGCCCCACCCACCAAGAGCAAGAACCACAUUAUAGCGACCAUGAGGAGGUUAACCCAACGUGACUCUACCCACCCUAGCAACCGGACCAAUUGGUUGUUUAGGAAGCCUGACUGGAGUCACCCGGCACACCCUGGAUUCGAACUUUGCGACUCCAGGUGUGGUAGUCAGCGUCUUUACUUGCUGAGCUACCCAGGCCCCCGUGCUUCUCAUUUCUUAAAUUGUGCAUCCUCGUUUCUUCGCUCCUCGAGCCUGUGACCCAGAAACCGAUCAAAGUCUGCCAUCAUUAAGGACAUAUCCAUUCUCUAAAUGCAUCACGAGGACGGAGGAAGCUUCCAGACGAUGCUUGAGUGAGAAAGCACAGGAGCUUCCUGUGUGGGAGACUUUCUGGUCGAAGCACCUGACACAUCCAAAAAUCCUCCUCCCCCUUCACAUCUGACACCGCAGUCUUAAUUCAUGUUUCACCUUUGAGGUUUAAAUAAUCCUUUAAUGAACAUAUACUUCAACAGUGCAUCUUGAAUUAUUUGGAUUUAUUAUGAAUAUAGUAAUAAAGUUUCAAAAACA
Myxocyprinus asiaticus (Chinese sucker) is the source of this 2566-nucleotide messenger RNA. Its product is annotated as tubulin alpha-1C chain-like. Lineage: Eukaryota; Metazoa; Chordata; Actinopteri; Cypriniformes; Catostomidae. The record is from RefSeq and is a predicted model, not a curated record. Gene Ontology annotation, cellular component: microtubule; cytoplasm. Bases 155 to 1504 code for a protein of 449 amino acids. Gene Ontology annotation, biological process: mitotic cell cycle; microtubule cytoskeleton organization. The transcript has 4 exons. Gene Ontology annotation, molecular function: structural constituent of cytoskeleton; GTP binding.